This is a messenger RNA of Malaclemys terrapin pileata, 966 nucleotides long. RefSeq names its product coiled-coil domain containing 42 (gene CCDC42). Gene Ontology annotation, biological process: spermatid development. The record is from RefSeq and is a predicted model, not a curated record. The coding region runs from base 1 to 966 and encodes 321 amino acids. The transcript is spliced from 7 exons. Lineage: Eukaryota; Metazoa; Chordata; Testudines; Emydidae.
AUGACCACCAUGGAGGAAGAGGACCUGUCGGAGUAUUUCCAUAUGCAGUAUGGGCAGAAGCUCCUGAAGCUGCUGAUGAAAUUCCCAGCGCCGGAGGAGCAAUCCCCAUCGCCAUCCAUUCGGCUGCUGGAGAAGAAGAAAGAGGCCACGCUGGUGCACAGGGCUAUGGAGGCUCAGAAGGAGGCUUUCCGGACGAGGAUGGAAGCCCUGAAUAACCGAUGGGAGGAGCUCAGGGCCAAGGAGAUUCAGCUGAAGGCUUAUAUAAAGAAAUUUGAGCAGUUCAUACAGGAAAAUGACCAAAAGCGAAUUCGAGCCCUGAAGAAAGCCAACAAAGAGAAAGAGCUGAAGAAACAGAGGGUGAAGGAGCUGGCCAAGGCCAAGCUGGACAUGGCAGUCCUAAAACAGGAGCACCAGCGGCUCUCCAACAAGCUGCAGCAAUACUCCAUCUUCAACAAGUACCUGGAGAAAGUGGUUGAGAUGUCGGAGUUUGAGGAGAUACGGGAAGUCAUUGGCCGGUACAAGACGCUGGUGGGCAUGCACCAGGAUCUCAUGCAGUCGGCGCAGGAAGGGCUGGAGAUGAUCGAGCAGGCGAAGGUGCGCCUGUCGCACUACACGGAGGAGAAGGAUGACGAGAUCCUGCAGCACAACAACAAGCUGGCGCGCCUGCAGAUGCGCUUCGACCGCGCCCGCAGCGAUGUCAUCGUCUGGGAGUCUCGCUGGGCCCACAUCCAGAACACAGCCGCCAAGAAAACCCUCAUGCUGGGCACCAUCAAGAUGGCCACCCUGAACCUCUUCCAGAGCGUGAGCAAGCAACUGAAGGAGACCUUGAGCGUGCCCGUGGAGGACACCCACAAGCAGCUGGAUAUGAUCCAGCAGUUCAUCCAGGACCUCUCCGACAUCUGGGCAGAGGUGAAAAAGAAGGACACCCAAAGCCGAUCAAUGAUAGUUGUGGUCAAGGACGUGUAA